AUGCUUGAAAGUAACCCGAUUCCAUCAUCAUUCGGCAGUGUUUUUUCACCAGAGCAAGUGGCAUGUGUUUGUGAAGUAUUACAACAAAGUAAUGAUAUCGAACGCUUAGCAGCAUUUUUAUGGUCAUUACCAUCGUGCGAUCAUUUUCACAACAAUGAAAGUGUUAUUAAAGCAAAGGCAGUAGUGGCAUUUCGUCGGGGAAAUUAUCGUGAAUUAUAUCAUAUAUUAGAACGUUAUCAUUUUUCACCACAAAGUCAUCCACAAUUACAACAAUUAUGGUUACAAGCACAUUAUAAUGAAGCAGAAAAACUGAGAGGACGACAAUUGGGAGCUGUGGGAAAAUAUCGCGUGAGAAGAAAGUUUCCAUUACCACGUACGAUAUGGGAUGGAGAAGAAACAAGUUAUUGUUUCAAAGAAAAAUCAAGAAAUACAUUACGCGAUUGGUAUACCCACAAUCCUUAUCCAUCUCCACGCGAAAAAAGAGAAUUAGCCGAUGGCACAGGACUAACAACAACACAAGUUAGUAACUGGUUUAAAAACAGAAGGCAAAGAGAUCGUGCCGCCGAAGCAACAGACAGAAAACCAUUAGAAAAUGGUGAAAAUCAUUCUCAGAAUGACAAUUCAUUAGAUGGUACUCAUUCAAGUGAUAGCGAUGGAAAAGGAGAUUAUAACGGUGUUUUAUCCGAAGUAGAUCUUAAACGUCCACAAUUAUCGACAACGGUCGGUUCGCCAUUUUGCAUUGACUUUCAAAGUUGUUUCAAUAAUACAAAUAAUAUUACUACACAUCAUUUUUCAAAUGUGGGUACUAGCACCCUAAUACCAACUAGUACCACUAUCAUGCCAUCCUCGUCGUCGGCAUCAUCCGUUUCUCAUAAUAUAAAUAAUGGUAAAAUAUCUCAACAGCAACAAAACGAUGAGAACAAUACAUUGAGAGAUUAUCACUCCUUAUGA
Didymodactylos carnosus is the source of this 951-nucleotide messenger RNA. Lineage: Eukaryota; Metazoa; Rotifera; Eurotatoria; Philodinida; Philodinidae. The record is from the annotation of a GenBank genome assembly.